Molecule: messenger RNA, 2175 nt
Organism: Marchantia polymorpha subsp. ruderalis
Lineage: Eukaryota; Viridiplantae; Streptophyta; Marchantiopsida; Marchantiales; Marchantiaceae
Source: the annotation of a GenBank genome assembly
CGUGGGUGUGUACGGUCUUUUCGGUCCAAAAGGUUUUUUCGGGAAAGCGAAAGAUGGCUCUCUAGCACAAGCUUUGGCCUUUUCUGCGUCUUCUAGACACCGAACGAAAGUCACGAACGGGACCUUCGUCCUCGCCCUUCCCACCCCUCGCACCACCGCCGCUCGAGUAUCCCCGCUCGAGGUCCGAGAGGCCGAGCGUAAGGGCUCGACGAGUGUUUUGGUCGAUAGAUUGCGACUCGUCUCGCGCUUCGCCGAGGCAGCGUGUGAGAUUUGGUAGGGGUUGUGGGGUCGUCGUGAGCGUGGGCAGUUUUUCUUCGCUUUUUUUGCGUUUUAGAAUUCUGGGAGUAGGAUUCGAUUUUUGAUGGCGACGUUGGCGAAUUCGAUGAGGAGUUUAGUGAUUGGUGGGGUCUCCCAGUUGCCCAUCGCCAGGGACACACAGUCUCGGGGGUGUUGUAAAGUAGCGAACGUGAGUGCGAAGUCUUUCGCCCCUUCCGGUGGCUUUUAUCGAUCCGGAGAAGGAAUUGUCGGUGCAAGGGUAUGUUCCAAGGGAAGGAGUGCGGAUUCGGCGAAGUCGAUCAGGUGCUCGAGUGUUGAAGAUGGCAGAACGCCCGGAAGAGCUGCCUUCAGUGCGCCAGCCAUUGUGGAAGGGAACAAUCCAGGGCAGAUUCAGCGGAGCAAGAGCGGUCUCAACGCCCUCUCGGACGAUGUGGACGCUCUCGCCCAGGACAUCAUCCAGGAUUUGUCCGGCCUAGCGGAGUUGGAUAUCUCCCGGCCACAGCAAAUAGUGCAGGGCUUCUCUGAAAAUACCUUCGAUGGUUCGUUCGCCAUGGACUUGAGUCCGUCAUCAGGACCUGGCUCCGAAGCUCUCGCUGCAUCUGUCGGCCUGUACCAACCGAAAUAUGUGUGGUUUGCUAAGACCGCAGAAGAGGAGAACGUGAUCAUCGAUAGACUCAUCAAUGCCACCAUUGUCGGCUCUGCUGGAGUUUUUGCGUUGACGAAGAUGUUUACAAUCGAUCAUGAGUACUGGCAUGGUUGGACUCUGAUUGAGAUCAUUAGAUACGCUCCAAUACACAACUGGUUUGCUUAUGAGGAGCUUUUACAGACACAUCCGGUUUUGGCGAAAAUGGCAAUUAGUGGUACCGUUUACUCCUUGGGUGAUUGGAUUGCCCAGUGCUGUGAAGGUAAAGGACCCUUGGAAUUUAACAGAAGUCGAAUGCUACGAUCUGGUCUGGUGGGAUUUGGCCUGCACGGGUCCUUGUCACACUUUUAUUAUCACUUCUGCGAGUGGUUGUUUCCAUUCCAGGGCUGGUGGGUUGUUCCAUUGAAGGUUGCUUUCGAUCAGACCAUCUGGUCUGGAUUCUGGAAUAGUGUGUACUUCAUUAUGGUUGGAUUGUUGCGAUUCGAGUCACCAGUGACCAUUGUGAAGGAAUUGCGAUCGACUUUCUUCCCUCUCUUGACUGCUGGUUGGAAAUUGUGGCCAUUUGCCCACAUAGUUACAUAUGGAUUUGUACCGGUGGAGCAGCGUCUUCUUUGGGUGGACAUGGUUGAGAUUCUGUGGGUGACAAUUCUAGCCAUGUAUUCUAAUGAAAAAGCGGAGGCAAGGUUGGCAGAAGUGGAGUCGAAGGAUGUGGUGAAAGAAGCUAUUAUCUCAACAGUGUCUAUUGACGAUAUUUCUCCAGCUCCAAGCAGGGAAGAAGUUUCCUCGUAAGAGCAAGUCUAGAGGUUUGAAGUAGAUUAUCCACGGAGAUAGAACUGUGGAUUGUUGGAGUAAGAUUCUGUAAUCGGCGAAUCAGUAGAGAGUUCCACCAUCGGUGAUCACAUGUACAUAAGACUGCGACGGUAUGCAUCACAUUGAUGUUCCGGCUCUCGUUUGAACCGGUGAUGGAGAAAUUGUACAUCACGAGAACAGUAUCCAUUCUUUUCCAGUCGAAUUGCAAUAGUCGAAAGUAGUUCCCUCUUUCUUAGGAAAAUUCCUAAGAAUCAUAGUCGACAGUAGUAGAGUGUCGUAAGCAACCUUUUUUUCUUUUGUCUACUGGAGGAGUUGUAGUAGACUUCAGGGAAAUAUAGUGUAUAUUAACGUCGAAAUUGAUUCAGAUACUGAAAUAAUUGCGACGGGUGUUAUCCUUUGCGACACCUUGUUGGAGUAAUGUGAAGAGCUGUGAUUUUGGUUUGUCU